Messenger RNA from Leptinotarsa decemlineata (Colorado potato beetle), 1395 nucleotides. It is a transcript of the gene Hmg-2, whose product is annotated as High mobility group protein 2. Gene Ontology annotation, biological process: regulation of gene expression. The record is from RefSeq and is a predicted model, not a curated record. Lineage: Eukaryota; Metazoa; Arthropoda; Insecta; Coleoptera; Chrysomelidae. Gene Ontology annotation, cellular component: nucleus.
UGUUCUGUGCCACUGUACAGUGCUAUUGUUUUUCAUCAUUUAUGACUUAUGAAUUUUAUGUUAUUGUUACAGAAUAGUAAGGUUAUUGUUGAUUUGCAGUUGGUCAAGCUUUAUCAAAUACAGAUAAUCUGCAUAUUUCUGAGAUCUUUGUUGUUGAAAGAAAGUUAAAUGGAAAGUACAACAGACACUUCUGAAAUAUCAGUACAGUCUUCUUUGACUCCUAAAGAAGCCAAUGUGACAACUGAAGAGAAAACUCCUGAUAGUUCAGAAAAUACUUCAAAACCCAAAGGAAAAAAACGCAAGAAAGUAAAAGAUUCUACUGCACCUAGAGUACCCCUUACAGGUUAUGUCAGAUAUUUGAAUGAUCGGAGAGAAGUAGUAAGAGCAACAAAUCCUAAUUUGUCUUUUGCUGAAAUAACAAAAAUGCUAGCAAGUGAAUGGAGCACACUACCAGCUGAUAAAAAGCAACAAUAUUUAGAUGCAGCUGAACAAGACAGAGAACGUUAUACUAGAGAAUAUAAUGCGUAUAAACAAACUGAAGCAUAUAAGUUAUUCAAAGAACAACAAGUUGAUAAAAAAGUUAAAGAAAGGGAUGAAACUGUUAAAACUCCUGCACCAAUUGUUCCUCACACGCCAACAGUACAAACGAAAGACUUGCAAGAUAUGGACUUCACAAAUUUGGAUAUUCCUAUUUUCACCGAAGAAUUUCUGGAUCAUAAUAAAAGAAGAGACACUGAGUUACGGUCUUUGCGGAAAAUAAAUACAGAUUAUGAACAACAAAAUGCCAUCCUUUCCAAACAUAUAGAGAAUAUGAAAGUAGCUAUUACAAAAUUAGAAACGGAGAUAAUGCAACAAGAGAAAAAUAAUGCAUCUCUUCAAAAACAUUUGAAUCAUUUGAGAAAUACUCUGACCAGUGGUUUUGGAGGAGUAAAAUUGCCUGGAAUAAAAGAAGUAGCAACCCUUCAAAAUAUAGACAAUUAUAUGACAAACUUGCAUUCAAUUCUACUAGAGAAUAGUAGUCAUGAUGCUACUCUUUUGAAAACUGUACGUGAAAUUGUGGGAAAAUUAGAAUUUAAUGGAUGACAAGGGUGUAGAACAUCUAAAAGGAAAAGAAAGAUUAAAAAAAUUUUUUGAAGAUGUAAUUGUUCAAUUUGUAUUUUAUAUUCAUAUUUUGUGACGUAAUUGACAAAAUUGAUUACCUGUUGUCUUAGGUAAGUGUGAUUCUCAAUAUGCUUAUUUACAGUAGUAUUUAGGAAUAUCUUUAAAUAAAUAUUUAACCAAUUCACAUAGUUUUUGAUUGUGGCUUGAUUCUUGAGAUUAUAAAUGUUUUCUCAAGUUUUCUUAUAUGAAGUAGAGUAGUAUUUAGGAAUAUCUUUAAAUAAAUAUUCAAACAAU